AUGCGCCCCCGUCCUUUAUUUUACUCAUAUCCAGAUAAAUUAUUUACACAAGUAAAUCCACCUAUGGAAACAAAAACAAAUUCAAUAGUUUAUCAGAGCGAAUGUGAUUGUGGAGCAAUGUAUGUAGGUGAAACAAAAAUAGGUUCAACAAAACGUAUUAAACAACAUGAAACACUUAUUAAACAAGAUGAUAAAAAAUCAAAUUCAGAAAUGGCAAUACAUGCCCAUAAUAAUAAACAUCAAUGCAAAUUUGAUACAUCGUCAGCAAUCAUCAUAGAAAAAGAAACAAACAUUGAGUAA
Rotaria sordida is the source of this 300-nucleotide messenger RNA. The record is from the annotation of a GenBank genome assembly. Lineage: Eukaryota; Metazoa; Rotifera; Eurotatoria; Philodinida; Philodinidae.